Hyaloscypha bicolor E is the source of this 807-nucleotide messenger RNA. Its product is annotated as S-adenosyl-L-methionine-dependent methyltransferase. The coding region runs from base 1 to 807 and encodes 268 amino acids. The transcript is spliced from 2 exons. Lineage: Eukaryota; Fungi; Ascomycota; Leotiomycetes; Helotiales; Hyaloscyphaceae. The record is from RefSeq and is a predicted model, not a curated record.
AUGGUAUCCCCAUCCAAAGCCCUCGAUAUCUUCCGCCGCCUCAUCGGCCCCUUCCACCUCCUCCUAGUCUCCCUGUCCUUCCUCCCCGGCACCAUCAUAUCUCUCCUGCAUCCGCUGCAACUUCGCACUCUUCUCUCGCCAAGACGUCUUCAGUCGGCGUGGUUCGCACGUUUCUGGAGCCGCGUCGGGACGGACAUCCGCACCAACCUCAGGCCCCGCGUCGGCCCCCUCAUCGCGCAAGCGCACGGUGUGGUGCUUGAUAUCGGGCCUGGAAGUGGAGAGUGGCUUUCUUGUUUUGAUAAGAGUAAGGUGGAGAGGAUCUACGGGGUUGAGCCGAAUGUGGGUUGUCAUGGGAAGCUGAGGGAGAAGGUUAAGGAGGCGGGGCUGGAGGGCGUUUAUGUCGUUGUUCCUGUGGGCGUGGAGGAGAUUGGGAAAUGGAUUAAGAAAGGAGGGGAGGGGAAAAGUGGAUUGGGGAAGGGAGAUGUGGAUAGUGUUGUUACAGUUUUCUGUUUGUGUAGUGUGAGUCAGCCGAAGAGGAUGAUUGGGGAGUUGUGUGGAUAUUUGAAGGAUGGGGGAAAUUGGAUUGUCUUUGAGCAUGUUGUUACGAAGGAGAAGGGAUUUAUUGCUUGGUAUCAAGCGUUUGUGGAUUUGUUCUGGCCGCAUUUCAUCGGUGGCUGCUCGAUCACGAGGGACACUGUUAGAUGGUUGAAGGAAGCUGGAAGCUGGUCGAAGGUGGAUUUGGUGCAGCCGGAGGAUGAGCCACCUUAUCAAAUUAUUCCUCAUAUUAUGGGUGUGUUGACGAAGUGA